Messenger RNA from Lycium ferocissimum, 2294 nucleotides. RefSeq lists its product as uncharacterized. NCBI's taxonomy places the organism in Eukaryota, Viridiplantae, Streptophyta, Magnoliopsida, Solanales, Solanaceae. The transcript has 8 exons. Bases 156 to 1634 code for a protein of 492 amino acids. The record is from RefSeq and is a predicted model, not a curated record.
CCAAAAAACCCAAAAGGUAAUAUUAAAUAAUUUAAAAACCGUCAUCCUCAGGACGUCAACUGUUAACGCUACAAUGAUAGGUGUAACACUUGCACUCGCCCUUCGAUAAUCACACAGUUCCUUCCAUAAUAUUCGCUUUCCACUCCACCGCCGGUAUGCCGCCGUCCGGCGACCCGUCCGGCGACGUAGCUAAGACAUCCACCGGCGUCCACUGCACGUGCUCUUCCACCGAAGAUGAAAUCCAAAACCAAAAUCAAAACUGCCAGCAUUGCAGGCGAUCAACUCUCCCUUCCUCAUCAUCAUCUUGCUCUUUGCUUAGCCUGGAAUCUUAUCCUGUUCAGGACUAUGAUAAGCUUUGGAGAAUUUAUAGUGCUUCAAUUAAAGGAUUCACUAUAGGUGCUGGCCUUAAAGGUGGCCUUGCUAUCUUCGCUCUUCUCUCUCGCCUACGACGGAGAAAAUCCUUGUCCUCUGCCAAAAAGGCGCAAAUGGUCUCCAGCAGCGAAGAUGUAAGUUUCGCACUAAAAGAAACUUUAAGAUAUGGUCUAUUCCUUGGCACUUUCGCUGGUACAUUUGUAUCAGUUGAUGAAAUUGUAUCCGCUUGGGGAGGUCAUCGAAGGACAGCUAAGUGGAGAGCAUUGUUAGCGGGUGCAAUUGCAGGGCCAUCAAUGCUUCUUACUGGUAACACACAGCAUACGAGCUUGGCGAUUUACAUUCUUGUGCGUGCGACUGUGUUGGCAUCGCGUUGUGGAAUAAAAAGUAAGCGGUUUGGGCGUAUAUGCAAGCCUUUAACUUGGGCUCAUGGAGACAUUUUCCUUAUGUGUCUGUCCUCUUCACAGAUCCUGUCCGCUUAUAUAUUGAAGCAAGAUAGUCUGCAUCCAUCUUACAAAUCCUUUCUCAACAAACAUGGUGGCAAAGCUCAGGUUAUCCUGCAGGGUGUGAGAGACCUGGCAUGUGGGAACUCUGUAGUGAAUUUGGAUGCAAUAGAGAAUCAUUACAAGUCCAAUGGUGUUGACAUCAAACUGGAUCCUCAAAUGAAAGUACCCUGCUCGAUAGUACAUGAGAAUCAAGGAUGUGGUGCACAUUUUAUUUCUUUUCUAAUUCAAGCCUACAAGAGAGCUUUGCCUGUUUACCUUCCAGUUUAUUUAGUUCCUGCACUCAUUGUACAUCGUCAAGACCUCUUGAAAAGACCUAACACAAUUUUGGCAAAGGGUCUCCUGGGUACAGCAAGGUCUAGUCUAUUUCUCUCCGUAUAUUGUUCAUCUGCCUGGUUAUGGACAUGUCUUCUCUUCAGGCUGUUCAAGAGAUGUAACAUCCCCAUGGUUGUACUGGGAACGUUCCCUACUGGUCUGGCCCUGGCAAUUGAGAAGAAGAGUAGAAGGAUAGAGAUCUCUCUCUACUGCCUCGCUCGGGCACUUGAGAGUUUCGUCACAUGCAUGACCGAUGUUGGUUAUUUGCCUCAGUCUGAAAAAUUAAAGAGAGCUGAUGUGGUGAUCUUUAGCACCGCAACUGCAAUUAUCAUGCAUUGUUAUGCUAUGGAGAGGGAUGUAUUUAAAUCCAAGUACUUGAAUGUUCUUGAUUGGGUGUUCGGUGUGCCUCUUCCCCCCUAUGAAACCACUCCUCGCAAGAAAAGGUGAAGAGCUCGCAGCUAUUACGUGUUAUCUAUGACAUACCUCAUCCACAUAAGGAAUUGAUUCCUGUCGCGCAAAGGAGGCAUUAUUCUUUUCCCCUAAGUUAAUAUACCAUUCUUUAUCGUGAGAGACGUUUGUACACAAAUAAAUGCCGCAAUUUGCUUUUUAGAACUUGGUACACCACAAUUGUCACAGAGCAAAUCUACUCUGAUGGUCCGUUUUAUUUAAAUUGUCACAAUUGUCGCAGCUCGUAGAACGAAAUUAUCUCAAAUCAGUGUGAUCAUUAGAUUGUCCUAUGCUAGGAAUUUGAGCAAUGUUGUAAUGUUAACGUUCUUGAAAUGUUCAUAUUUCGUCAAGGUCUUCGAAACUAAGCAUAUACGUAAGGCAAUCUGGAAUGUUUGCAGCAAAUUAUUGAGCUCAAUCUUGAAUUGUUACCAUUUUUAAACUAGACCUCUUUUAUUAAGACCACGAUAAUGAAAAAAGAAACCACUAAAAGAUUACGAAUCAGAUAUAGUGAACAAAGGAAUUCUGAUAAUGACUCCAUAAUAAUAUCAACAAUGUCUCCCAACAAUCACAUUACAAUCAAAUUGUUGAACCAUAAGAACCCCUUAAACCAUUUCCAAAGCAAAACACAAACCAAAAAAAAAAAAAAAAAAACUAAUCAAA